Saprolegnia diclina VS20 is the source of this 1368-nucleotide messenger RNA. RefSeq lists its product as hypothetical. NCBI's taxonomy places the organism in Eukaryota, Oomycota, Saprolegniomycetes, Saprolegniales, Saprolegniaceae. Bases 63 to 1181 code for a protein of 372 amino acids. The record is from RefSeq and is a predicted model, not a curated record. The transcript is spliced from 4 exons.
GUCUAAUUCCACGUACAACGGCCGUGGCGUUGUCGUAGCAAGGCCGGCAACGCGCAAGGACGAUGCAAGACGACGACCGGACCGAGCAACCCCGCGUCGGCUUUUUCUACCCGACCAACGGCAGCGGAAGUACCUCCAAGCUGCAGAUCCGGUCGCGGCCCAAGCCGGCGCCGUCCAGCAACCAAGUUGCGCGGGCUCAACACGUCCUCGCCCAGGCGACGACGUUCUUCGAGACGGCCAGCUCGGAGGUCUACGCCGUCGACGUGGCCAUGCGCAACGUGCGCGCCGCCAUGGACUCGUUUCAGCUCGUCAUGGAAAAGCAGCUCUAUCUGUGCAACGACUAUGACGGGUUUCGUGUCUCACGGCUCAAGGCCGACAUGCUCGACACGCUCGAAACCAUCAAGAGUGCAAGUACCUCCAUGGAGCAAACGUCGCUUCGGCUGCAAAAAUCGAUUGGCGUCGGGCGAAAGUACAUUGUGUCGCACACGGCGGCGCUCGGGCGACCGAAAAAAGGAAGCGCCGAGACACUGAGCGUGCUCGAGCUGACGCCGACCAACGCGGUCGCGUCGCUCUACGACGUCCUCUUCCCCCCUCAAGUCGUGCCAAGCGUGCCCCCCGAAAACCUUGCGUUUGUGCUCGACAAACUGGCGUUCCGGGGCAAAUCCGUGCUCGAGAAGAAAGAAUUGCUGCUCUUUUACCGCGAAUUGUGCAAUUGGAGUCUUGCCAACAACAGCGUCAUCUCGGCGCUCGACCGUGCGAACCAAAAAAAACACACAACACGCUACGCCACGAUCCUCACGGCAGCGUCAUGGGAAGCGCUUGAAGCCCGCGACGGGGAAGUCCACGAACUCAGUCAUGUGCCGCGGGCUGAAAUCGAGGCAUUUGUGACAUCAAGCGCCUUUCCGACGCUAGUGAAAAGCGUGAGUGACCGACUGGGCACGCCGUCGCCGCCAAAGUCGGCGUCUACGCCGUCCAAAGAGACGUCGUCCGGGCAACUGAGCGCGGCCGAGCAAACGCUGUCGAUGGCCAAGAUGCUGCACGAUCUCGCGACCGCCGAGUCGGAGGCCAAGGCCGGGUACCGGCUCUCGGUGCGGUCGAACGCAGCCCGUUCCAAGGAGUUUUCCAAAGCCUUUCUAUCCGCCUCGAAAGAACUCAUGGAGAAGGAGACGGCUUUUUUUUAGCCCGUCCUCUCGUACGAGUCCUAGUCGUAGGCAUGAUCAAUAGACCGGCUGUGUACGAAUAUGGCGUCUUCCCUCGACGGUGCGAGCGAGAGGUGACGACGGUGUGCACGGAUCGAGAUAUUGCAUGCAACGCGCGCGACGCGAGGCCGUCAAGCGCGUCUGCCUAGCUUGCGCAACGAUAAGCGAG